This is a messenger RNA of Pseudopipra pipra, 969 nucleotides long. RefSeq names its product WAS/WASL-interacting protein family member 1-like. The record is from RefSeq and is a predicted model, not a curated record. The coding region runs from base 192 to 965 and encodes 257 amino acids. Lineage: Eukaryota; Metazoa; Chordata; Aves; Passeriformes; Pipridae. The transcript has 5 exons.
GGCGGGCACUUAAAAGAUUUCGGCCAGGGAGCUGAUCUCAGCCAGCACCCAGUCGGGGCAGUCUGAGUCCCCGUAGAAGCAGAACUGCUGCGUGGGGAGAGGCGGUCAGAGGCGCACUGCUGCUCUGCGUCCUCCCCGCUCCCCGCCGCCGACUCCCGGCCCACCACGUCGCCGCUGCUCCCCGGUCCCCCAUGCCGCACAGUCCGCCUUCGCGAUCCGGAACCGCCCCGUGUGCCGGUGGGGGGCUCCCCGAGGGGCUCUGCAGGGGCCUUGGGGCCGGGACCCCGGGGGUGCAGCCCGACCAAGGGGCGGGGCAGGGGACGGGGUCCCGGGAGCGGGACCCGGGACGGCCACGGACCCGCGGGAAGGGCCCCUCCGACACGGCCCUAGUCCCUCCUCCUGACCACCCGAGCACCUCCCGCCACCCCGCAGGCUCCAAGCCCCGCCAAUCCGGGCCCGAGGCAGCGUCUGGCCGGCCAAUCUCGGCCCGCCUUUCUCGGCGCCGUCCAAUCACAGCCCGCCUUUUCAAUCCGGCAGCGGUCCCGCAAGCUCUGCCCGCUCAGCCGCGGCGCGGCCCCUCCGAGCGGCACCGUCCCCCCGUUCCCCUCAGGCGAGGGAAAAUCAUUGACUUGGGUCCAGCAAUGCCAUAUGUGUUGGGGUGUGAGCAGCCAAAGCAACAGGCUCCAGCCCCACCGACCGGCGCUGGGGGCUCCUGGUGCUGCCCGUGGGGUGGGGUGACGAAGCUUAUGGAAAAAAAGACCAAAGGCCUCGAGGCUCCCUGUUUCCCUUCGGUCGCCGUGGAUGUGCCGGACGCCUCUGGCAGGACUAACCCUGUGGCUUUUAUGUCCAACGUGCUGUGCUGCGUGUGCCUGCAGCAUCCUGUACAAGACAAAGCUACCUUUCUUUCCUCGUGGGAAUGGACCGGCCGGGCUUUGGCAAUCCGGCCCCUCGAAAGACUAAAGUGACCUC